UCGAACAGGAGGCCGCCGCCUGGGGCGCAUUGAUUCGAGCUAGGGUUUCAGUCAAUCGGUCGGGACCAUGGAGUCGCCGCCGCCCAAGCGCAACGCCGGCCACGUCGGCGAGGACGGAAUCAGCGCCCUCCCCGACCACCUCCUCCUCGACAUCCUCGAGCGCCUCCACCUGCACGAGGCGGUCCGCGCCGGCGCGCUCUCCACGCGGUGGCGGCACCUCCCCAGCCACCUCUCGCUCGUGCACCUUGACGCCGGUCACUUCCGCGGCGCCACAUCGCUCCAGGUCAUGGACGCGUUCACGGGCGCGGCGCGGGCCUUGCUCACUCGGGUGCCUCCCGCCGAGGGAGUGUGCGAGAGUGGUGCCCUCAAGGUGCUCGUCCUCAGCUUCUACACGUCUUCCCCUCACCUGACCUCAUUAGCACUUGCAGUAGGCUCAGGCACCUCAGCUUGAGAUUCUGCAGACUGCUUGAUCUGCACUCCACGCUCAAGAUCGAUGUGCCAUGCUCUGAGCUCCAGGAGCUUGAGUUCAUCGGCCUUUUGUGCACACGGAUCGAGCUCGUCUCUGUCCCCAAGCUUAGACAAGUGGAGUGCAAAUGUUGGCUCUUCAAUAACCCUCCAGUGCGCUUUGGCUACGUUCCUGAGCUUCGCGGUUUAGUACUCGCUUCUAAAGCCAAGGCAUGGCAAGAGCCAUUCGCGCUUAGCGAAUGCCUGUCAACGAGUGUUGGUGCCAGGAACCUGUCAACACUGACUCUGUGUUUUGGGUACCAAAUGGUAUACUUAAUUUCUGCGCACCACUUAAAUAUAAAUCUUCUGCAUCGUCAUACCAUGUCUUCUCUACCAGUUUCAGUUGUGCAUGUAUGUUCUUGCUGCAGAUUUGGAUUCAGCCAGAACCUCCGAAGCAGCUCAUUGCUAUAUUCAGA
This is a messenger RNA of Aegilops tauschii subsp. strangulata, 920 nucleotides long. Its product is annotated as FBD-associated F-box protein At1g60410-like. Lineage: Eukaryota; Viridiplantae; Streptophyta; Magnoliopsida; Poales; Poaceae. The record is from RefSeq and is a predicted model, not a curated record. Gene Ontology annotation, molecular function: protein binding.